Drosophila takahashii is the source of this 1921-nucleotide messenger RNA. RefSeq names its product Equilibrative nucleoside transporter 1 (gene Ent1). The record is from RefSeq and is a predicted model, not a curated record. Gene Ontology annotation, biological process: nucleoside transmembrane transport. Lineage: Eukaryota; Metazoa; Arthropoda; Insecta; Diptera; Drosophilidae. Gene Ontology annotation, cellular component: plasma membrane. Gene Ontology annotation, molecular function: nucleoside transmembrane transporter activity.
UAUUUUUAUUAUUGUGUUGUUUUUAACUGGACAAAAUUCUUGGUUUUUACUCACUUAUAACAGUUUGCAUGCACUGAUUGAUACGGCAAUUAGUAAACAGCUGAUUUAGCAACUAUAAAAAGAGUAAUACAUCUGUUGCUGAAUGAAUCUGAACAAAGUCAUCGAUGGCGUUGUAAAUUAAUGAGUAACUGGACAAAACAACAAGUGCAAUUCAAAUUCAAUGCCGGGAGGCAGUGACGACACUCGGCCCCUGGUGGCCGCCCAGGAGGAGGAGGAGGAUGAUGAGAUCCUGGGCACCGAGGGCAGCUUUGUGCCCGCCUUUCGGCCGCAGGACCACCAGGAGUACAACCUCCUGGGGCACCGCCAGCAGCAGCAGGACGAAGUCGUCCUGGUGUCCAACGAACCCACCAGUGGUCGCUUGUUUACCUACUUUGUGUUCUACCUGCUGGGCAUUGGCACCAUGACCCCAUGGAACUUCUUUGUCACAGCCGAAGAUUACUGGAAGUACAAGUUUCGGAAUGCUUCUAUUAACACCACCGAUCUGGACGAAGAGCUCACCCCGCUGCAAAAGAGCUUCACCUGCGACCUCACCCUCACGGCCACCAUUUCGGGCACCACCUUCCUUCUGCUAAAUGCCAUCUACGGUCACCAUGUUUCGCUGCGCACCAAGAUGCUGGGCACGCUGUGGGUGAUCCUCGUCCUCUUUGGCGUGACCACUGGCUUCGUGGAGGUCAACACGGACACGUGGCAGGAGCAGUUCUUCCUCAUCACGCUCAUCAUUGUGGUGCUGCUUAAUAUUUCUGCGGCCACCAUGUCGGGAGCUCUUUACGGAGUCGCUGGACUGUUUCCCUCCGAAUUCAUCACCGCUGUGGUCAGCGGACAGGCUCUCGGAGGCAUUCUCACCGCCUUGGCCUUCAUUCUUGUGCUCGCCUUCGACACGGGCCCCAAUACCACCGCCUUCAUCUUCUUCAUCGUGGGCGGCGUGCUCAUCCUGCUCUGCAUUGUGUGCUAUGUAAUCCUGGCCAGACAGCCCUUCUUCCGCUAUUAUCUCGAGGGCGGAGACAAGUACAAGGUCAUCCGAGCAGUGCCGUCGCACAGUCCAAAUGAAGGAGCAGAGGGCUUGCCGCUGGAGCCAAUUUUAAGGCAGGUCAUGUCGAAGAUCUAUCUGCACGUCAUUUGCCUUGCGCUUCUCUACACUACCACAUUGUCCGUCUAUCCGGCGGUUACAGUGCUGAUGCAGUCCGAGUACGGACACAGUGAGUGGACAGAUGUCUACUACCUGCCCGUUGUUAACUAUUUGAUCUUCAACUGCGGUGACUACUUUGGGCGUCUUUUCGCUGGCUGGCUGGAGCGUCCUACCAACCAAAACACCUCGUUGUUGUUCGUUGUAGUUCGCAUGGCGUUCGUUCCGUUCUUCCUCUGCUCCAACUCCAGUGAGCACAACUUUCUGCCUGUUCUGGUCAAGCAUGACUACUCCUUCAUUGCGAUGAUGGUCGUGUUUUCCCUGUCCAAUGGCUUUUUCACAAACAUACUACUCAUAAUGGCGCCGAAAAGCGUGAAGCAGCACGAAAAGGAGCUGGCUUCCUCCAUUAUGGCGGCCGCCUUGAGCUGCGGCAUGGCUGUGGGAUCGCUGCUCAGUCUGGUUUUCGUUCAGAUGCUGUGAUCACGCCAGAAACAAUGAGUCUGCCGAUGGUGCCUUAGGAAAUUAUAGAAUCUGUAAGCUUUAUAGUGUCAUUUCACCUGAUAUUGUUUCCAUAUCGUAUAAGUGGUGUUUUUUUUAUAGUUAACUCUAAAUCCUCUCAUUUCUAUUGUUUUUUACCAUAUUCACUGUAUCAUGUUGCCAAUAUGUAAGUUUUGAAGUUUUUCUUAUGUGCUAGGAAUAAGGCCAUUUUUUGAACAAACAAAGAACAAAGAACAACAA